Daucus carota subsp. sativus is the source of this 1733-nucleotide messenger RNA. Its product is annotated as cytochrome P450 76A1-like. Bases 124 to 1656 code for a protein of 510 amino acids. NCBI's taxonomy places the organism in Eukaryota, Viridiplantae, Streptophyta, Magnoliopsida, Apiales, Apiaceae. Gene Ontology annotation, molecular function: iron ion binding; oxidoreductase activity, acting on paired donors, with incorporation or reduction of molecular oxygen; monooxygenase activity. The transcript is spliced from 2 exons. The record is from RefSeq and is a predicted model, not a curated record.
AUGAAUGAAUGACGCUACAUAUUUUAGACAGGCUCGCAGAUAUUAUAAAUACAUGUGCCCACAUUACUAGUUUAGAAAUAUCAGUUCUUGUUAGAAACUGAAAAACAAAUCUAGAAAUUGAGCAUGGAGUGGCUGCAUAACUAUGUUCUUUGGUCCAUUUUUUGUUUGAUGACACUGAUAUGGCACUUGAGGAGAAGGAAUAGUUACAGACGUUCCAAGCUUCCCCCGGGGCCGAGGGGCUGGCCUGUUAUUGGCAACAUUUUUGAUCUUGGAACCUUACCGCAUAGAGGUCUAGCAGCACUAAAACAAAAGUAUGGCCCUGUGGUGUGGUUAAAUCUCGGCCCUGUCAAGACUAUGGUGAUUCUUUCUGCUGCUGCAGCCGAAGAGUUGUUCAAGAACCAUGAUCUCUCUUUUGCUGAUCGUUUUACCAAUGACACAAUGAGGUCACAUGAUUUUUAUAAGAGUUCUAUGGCUCUAGGUUCAUAUGAUAGCUAUUUUCGCACCUUGAAGCGGAUAUGUACUAUUGAGCUCUUCAGUAGUAAGAGAAUCAAUGAAACAGCUUUGAUUAGGCAAAAAUGCGUGGAUGAGAUGCUGUUAUGGAUUGAAAAGGAAGUGGAAGAAGGUGCUAGUGGUGGAAUUGAACUGACCAAAUUUAUAUUCCCAGCAUCAUUUAACUUGAUUGGAAAUUUAACAGUGUCUCGUGACUUGAUGAAUCCUUAUUCGGAGAUGGCCUCUGAAUUUCAGACGGCCUUGUCAGGUUUUUCAGAGUGUCUGGGCAGUCCUAACAUCUCUGAUUUGUUUCCAUGGCUUAGAUGGCUUGACCUGCAGGGCUUAAGGGCGACAACAGACCAGAGUCUGGGAAAAGCAAUGCAGAUUAUUUCAGGAUUCUUGGAUGAUCGUGUGAAACAGAGACAACAGAACGAAGGAAGGGCAGCAGAGCACAAGGACUUCUUGGAUGUGCUUCUAGAUUUUGAGGGCAGCGGGAAGAAUGAACCAGCUAAGCUAUCGCGCCACCAAAUCACUAUCUUUCUGAUGGAAAUGUUUAUGGCUGGAACAGAUACAACAAGCGCCACAAUUGAGUGGGCGAUGUGUGAGCUCUUACAAAAUCCUGAAUCAAUGAAGAAGAUCAAGGCUGAGCUUGUUAGAGUUGUGGGCGUAAACAACAAAUUGUUAGAGAGUGACAUUGAUAAUUUGCCUUACUUGCAAGCUACUAUAGAGGAAACACUGCGGUUACAUGCUCCAGUUCCACUAGUUCUUCCAAGAAAGGCAACUAAAGAUACCGACUUCAUGGGAUAUAAAGUACCUAAAGAUACACAAGUUUUUGUCAAUGCUUGGGCGAUUGGAAGAGACGAAGAAAAUUGGGAGGAUGCCUUGUCUUUCAAACCUGAAAGAUUCUUGGGGUCAAGUAUUGGGUAUAAGGGUCAAAAUUAUGAGUUCUUACCAUUUGGUGCUGGGAGGAGGAUUUGCCCAGGAAUUCCGCUUUCUCAUCACAUGCUUCCCCUGAUUCUUGGCUCAUUGCUUCACCAUUUUGACUGGAAGCUUAGUGAGAAUGUCAGCAGUGAGAUGAAAAUUGACAUGAGGGAGAGAAUGGGAUUAGCAGCGAAAAAACUAGAACCCUUGAGAGCAGUUCCAACACGUAUGACGACAAGUUCAUAGAUUAAUUUGGCGUUAAAAAGUUAGUAUGCUAUCUGACCUCUUGUUCAGAAAUAAACAUACACUUACCCUUACUAUGA